Neopsephotus bourkii (Bourke's parrot) is the source of this 2166-nucleotide messenger RNA. RefSeq names its product synaptotagmin 1 (gene SYT1). The record is from RefSeq and is a predicted model, not a curated record. Gene Ontology annotation, biological process: regulation of dopamine secretion; synaptic vesicle endocytosis; calcium ion-regulated exocytosis of neurotransmitter. Bases 372 to 1646 code for a protein of 424 amino acids. Lineage: Eukaryota; Metazoa; Chordata; Aves; Psittaciformes; Psittacidae. Gene Ontology annotation, cellular component: axon; synaptic vesicle membrane; dense core granule. The transcript is spliced from 11 exons. Gene Ontology annotation, molecular function: phosphatidylserine binding; calcium ion binding; clathrin binding.
CGCCGGCGGCCGCUGCAACUUACCGUCGUGCGCGCCGCCCGCCGAGCGCAGGGGCCCGGGGCAGCCCGUCUGCCGCGCACCCCACCGGGCACCGCAGCCUCUCCCCAGGAGGGGCCCGGGCGCGCGUGGUGCCGCCGCGGGGGGAGGCUGAAGGACGAGCCGGCUGCGCCCGCCCGGGUUGCGAGGGAGAAAAGAAACGGGUUUUUUUUCUGAGCUGUGAAGAAACUAGAAACUGGUAGAGUCUUCAUUCAAGAUUCCCCUGUGAAAACUGCGUUGAUGCCAUUCAUAUAAGAAACCUGGAGUCCUGAAUAAACAGAGAGAAGAGAGUUAAUCACACACUCUGUAUUGUGAACACUUACCCAGGGGUUGCAAUGGUGAGUGAAAGUCAUCAUGAGGCCCUGGCAGCACCGCCAGCUACCACAGUAGCAGCACCUCCUCCAAGCAAUGUCACUGAGCCAGCUAGUCCCGGAGGAGGGGGAGGAAAAGAAGAUGCAUUUUCUAAGUUAAAAGAGAAGUUCAUGAAUGAACUGAACAAAAUUCCACUGCCACCUUGGGCCUUAAUAGCCAUAGCCAUAGUUGCAGUCCUAUUAAUCCUUACCUGCUGCUUUUGUCUCUGUAAGAAAUGCUUGUUCAAAAAGAAGAACAAGAAGAAGGGAAAGGAGAAGGGAGGAAAAAAUGCUAUUAACAUGAAAGAUGUUAAAGAUUUAGGGAAAACCAUGAAAGACCAGGCUCUUAAGGAUGAUGAUGCUGAGACUGGGCUGACUGAUGGGGAAGAGAAAGAAGAACCCAAAGAAGUGGAGAAGUUAGGGAAAAUCCAAUAUUCUUUGGAUUAUGACUUCCAGAACAAUCAGCUUCUGGUUGGAAUUAUUCAAGCAGCUGAGCUGCCUGCAUUAGAUAUGGGUGGUACAUCUGAUCCCUAUGUGAAAGUUUUCCUGCUGCCUGACAAGAAGAAGAAAUAUGAGACAAAAGUCCACAGAAAGACCCUUAACCCUGUUUUCAAUGAGCAAUUUACAUUCAAGGUGCCAUAUUCCGAGCUGGGUGGAAAAACUUUAGUGAUGGCAGUUUAUGACUUUGAUCGUUUCUCCAAACAUGAUAUCAUUGGGGAGUAUAAGGUUGCAAUGAACACAGUGGACUUUGGUCAUGUCACUGAGGAAUGGAGGGACUUGCAAAGUGCAGAGAAGGAAGAGCAAGAAAAACUGGGUGAUAUUUGCUUCUCCCUCCGUUAUGUGCCUACUGCUGGCAAACUGACUGUCGUCAUUCUGGAGGCAAAGAAUCUGAAGAAGAUGGAUGUCGGUGGACUAUCAGAUCCCUAUGUGAAGAUCCAUCUGAUGCAGAAUGGUAAGAGGCUGAAGAAGAAAAAGACUACAAUUAAAAAGAACACCCUGAAUCCCUACUACAAUGAGUCUUUCAGCUUUGAAGUACCAUUCGAGCAAAUUCAGAAAGUGCAGAUUGUUGUGACUGUUUUGGACUAUGACAAGAUUGGCAAGAACGAUGCCAUCGGGAAAGUCUUUGUGGGCUACAACAGCACCGGAGCGGAGCUGCGGCAUUGGUCAGACAUGUUGGCCAACCCCCGGCGGCCCAUUGCACAGUGGCACACCUUACAGCCUGAGGAGGAGGUAGAUGCCAUGCUGGCAGUCAAGAAGUAAAUUAAAUAAAAUAAAAUUAAAUUAAAUUAAAGUAGGAAGAAGAAAAUGAAGAAGAAGCCUUUCUGCAUUUGCCCACAUAGUGCUCUUUAGCCAGUAUCUGUAAAUACCUCAGUAAUAUGGGUCCUUUCAUUUCCAGCCAUGUGUUCCUGACACAGAUCAGUUGUACUUUUAAAUGCCAGUUUUAAUUUGCACAAAUUUAAAUGUAGAGAGCCCUCUACAGGCGCUUCAUUUCACCACUGCCCCCCAGAUCUACUCUUCUUUUAAGCAAUAUGAUGUGUAGAUAGAGCAUGACAGGAAUUAUUUAUUGUAUCACACAGUUGUAUAUAUACACCAGUAUGCUGAGAAUUUAUUUCUAGUUUGUGUAUUUGUAUGUUGUAAGCGUUUCCUAAUCUGUGUAUAUCUAGAUGUUUUUAAUAAGAUGUUCUAUUUUAAAUUAUGUAAAUUGACUGAGAUAUAGGAGAGCUGAUAAUAUAUUAUAGGGUAACUACUGUAUCGUCUGCAUUCCAGAAAAAAACAAAAA